Molecule: messenger RNA, 273 nt
Organism: Peronospora belbahrii
Lineage: Eukaryota; Oomycota; Peronosporomycetes; Peronosporales; Peronosporaceae
Source: the annotation of a GenBank genome assembly
AUGGACGAUACUUGCAAGCACGACAAGCAGAUGAUUGCAGCUGCAAACAUGUAUGAUGGCAACCUAAUGGAACCACGCACGAUCUGUUGCCGUCUUGCAGAAUAUGGGUGGUUGUGGAGUGGUGCAGCGCCUUUGGUUGAGUCUGAACGAACGACCGUACUGCCACAUCGUGUGAAAAAGCACUCGCUGGAAACGCAUCGAGCACAUCAACAGAAAACGGUGCCGCAGCGAGAUUUUACUACCACGUCACAGCCUGGAUUAUACGUGGGAUGA